CUGACGGCGGUCAACAACAACACCAGGUUAUCAGAGGCGGCGCCGCGACCUUCCUGUGUGUUGUGCUACUGUGGCUGUGUCAUAGUCAAGGGUACCCCCUCUCACAGGACCGGUGGUGUACCACUGUGGUACACUAUACAGGACCAGUGUACCACUGUGAUACACACAGAGGACUAGUGUAGGGCUCCCAGAGAGCAAGCAGCGUGGGACCAGCCACACCACACCAGUAUAGGGUCCGCCCCCACACAAGCACACACACCAUGGACGGGAGACGGAUAGUGUUGGUGGUUAUGUUGACCACAGUAGCCACCACCGCUGACAGAACUAUUUUACCUUUGGAAGUCAACCCGGACUGUGAGGGGAACUGCAGUGAACCUUGGUUAAUCCAUGUUGCUGCCAAUGGCCAGAAUGACACUCUUCAUCAUUUAUGGGGUGCACAUGGUGCACUGUCAUUUAUGGUUGUAAAAACCAGUUUGGAUGCAGUUAUGAAAGUCAACUGGACAGAACUUCAAACACCAUCAGAUGUAUCGGUGUCUUUUAGUGACAUACCAAUCCAUGUAUUUGGCCUUUCUAUUCCCAAUCUGAUUUUGUUCAAUGACACAGAUAAUUCUGGAAGGUUUAACAACUCGACUAAAGAACAGAUUAUUGUCCCGAUGACAGACUUUACAUGGGAGGUUAAAACAGCAUCCAACAGUACCCACGAAGCGGGGAUUAUUAUUGAAACAAACACAUUUAGAGGAGAGCUUCUACCAAACGAAACCAAAAUUUCUGUUCAGGUGGCAGCUUUUGGAGAAAAUGGAAGAAGCACAUUAUUGCCUCAUUUACUGAGAACCCCAGACUCGGCCCAGUUUGAUUUGGUUCUUGAUCAUUUGGUCCUUGACCUCAAUUCUACUGACUACGAACCAUCAAGGAAGGACAAGGCAACACAAGGCAUCAGUGGCUUUAUUAAUGCUCGUUGGGCUUUGGACCUCGUUAUGUUUUGUUCAGAGGAAAAAGAAGUAGACGACAGUGGCUUUAAGCUUUCCACGAAAAAGUCUCUUGAUGAUGAAAACACACCAGGAGUCUUUCAUCUGGACGAGAUAAUGACAACUUUGGCGAGGAAAUCUAAAAAUGGAGGGUACAUGCAGUGGCGGCCGGUGAGCUACCUCAGUUCGAGUCGGGAUAUUAACUUGGCCACCAACCCAAACAUUGAUGUCAACUUCACCCCAUUAAAGGAAAUCUCACAGCCUUUGAAAGAAUCUUUGGCGUAUGCCGUGUUUGGAAACGAGUUGGUGGGAACACGAAUGACUGCCAAGACCAAUGUUGCCUUUGGAAUGACCAAUGACAACUUUUAUUCAGAAAAUAAUUAUACUACAUGGACAGUGGCUAUAGGAAAUGGCUAUCCACCAAAUGAAUCUUUCUCUACAAUGGUCAUCAUUGUCAUCACUUUGGGGCUGAGCAUUCCUGCGCUCAUGUUUAUUAUCGGAGGUACAAUAAUUGCCUGUCGAAAGUUCCGCAGGUCCUCCCAGCCACUCAUUGAAAAUUAAUUUCUGGCUAGUUAGAGAUUUCACUCUUCAGUUCAUGUGACAUACAGUAACGAUAAAUGAUUACAACAUACUGUAAUCUUAUAUUAAAGUUAUUUUCCUUAUUCUUGUCAAGUGCCUUUUGCUGUGAACAAAUUAUUUUGAUACUCGUGGUUUUAAGGAAAGUUUGCUCAUUAAGGAAUAUUACAAUUUAGAUAAAAACAAAGGCUUUUUAAUUUUUUUUACAUCAAUUUAUUUCACAUAUACAUUAAUUUGUUAUUUUCUGUGAACUAAGCUUGAGGGGCUUAGUUCUUGUGUAGACUUGUGUAGACUCGUGUAGACUCAACCUUGUACAUUUGCCCGAGGGCCCCUGACGCUAGUGGCCUCGGCAAAGACAGGAUGUUUGCGGUUUAUCAAAGUUCUCCUAUUUAUUCAGAUGAUUUUAUUGACCUGGAUUUUAAAAUUUAAGUGUUUUGACAUGUACAGCUAAGGCGGGUAGGCAGUUCCGUGGGUUUAUAACCCUGUUGGGGGAAAAAAGCAUCCCCUGUUUUUAGUUCUACAUUGUAACUUGUUGAGCUUGAAACCGUUGCUCCUUGUUUGUGUUACAUCUGACCUUUGAAGAAAUUGUCUGGAUCAACAUGUCACCCACCUUCAAAUACAGCCUUAAUACAUAGGAAAAUAAUCUUCAAGGUGAAUAUGUAGCAGUCUUUGAUGUCGGCUCACAAUAAAAAUUCUGAGUUCAAACCCCGGGUAAGACGGUGAUAGUUGGGCAUAUUUAGUUUCACCUGAUGCCUGUGUUCACCUAGCAGUAAAUAAAUAUCCAAUAGUUAGGCAACUGUUGUGGGUUACAUCCUGUGGAAGGUCUGUACAGUAGUUGGUUUAGGGUAUUUAUAAGCCUAAGUAUUGGCUUCCUGUUCCUAACAUUGGGAAAUUAUUUAAUACUAGACUAUUAUAAUAAAAAUUAUAUAAAUAAAUAUAUUAAAACAUAACGUACAAUGCUAAGGUUUCUCAGGGAAAUGUCUGAGAGUUAAUAAAAAAUAAUUGACUUACAGUAUUUACAGUACUUAGUGGUUGCAUUCAUUACUAGAUAUAUGCACUUAUUCAUUACUCUUUCCCUCUUCAGAUUUCUACUGUCAUGCAUUCCUUAAUCCAGGGCUGUUGGCAGGACAGUCAGUCAGUUUAGAGUUACAGGUAACAAACUGUUUUCAGUACUCUUAAAGGUAGCCUGUCCCCCUUGGCCUUCCUCCAAGUGGAAAACAGCUCUGGUAAGGAGAUAAGCGUGUAUGGCCAAUACACACUUAUCUCACUGGCACUUAAUAGACCACCGGUCUGCUCAUUAUUGUCCAAACUGCAUUGCACCUCCCUAUAGAAUGUCCCAGGUUUUCCGGGCAUUCGUAUGUUUUGCUUUCCUUUUUAUAACCCCUUAAGGUCAUUUGUCCCUUAAUGAAUCUGAUGCUUUUGAUAUCGCUCACCUUGUGUGCUUUUGUGCUUGUAAUAGCAUCCUUGGUUAUAUUUGGUGCCUUUUGAAUAUCCAGCAACACUGAUGGUGCUACAUAGUCUUUCCGGCUUGGUGACUUCUUUAGAUAAUUACUUACGUAUUACUGUGCUAGACUCACUCAUGCAUUCAUUGCAGCUGUGAUAUGUAGGGUCACUAUGCAUGUAAAGUAAACAAUAUGAUAAUAUUGUGUGAUGAGAUUGUUCAGGGUACAAUAUUUGAGCUGCUUGUAAACUUCUAGGAGGUUUAACAUGUUAGCAAGUUUCAUUCACAGGAUCAGAGAGAUGUAUAUUAGUAUACAUUGUAUUUAUUUCUGUAUGUUUAUACAUUUGCCAUUUGUAUCAUUUUAAGACAUGCUGGUAUUUCUAUGGCUUGAUGUGAAUAUCAGGGCCACCAUGUUCUUAUGCACAAUGUAUACUUGAUAUUGUCUCUGCAUGAAGUGUAGCAGUUAAACACCUUUGUAAGACUUUAUGGAUCAGCAUUUUCUCCUGAUAAUGGCCCUAUUUUUCCUUUCCCACAGCUGCAGUCUCGCAGACACGCUGCCCACAGCUGCACUCUAGCAGACACACCGCCCACAACUGCACUCACAGACACACUGCAGCUGUGGGCAGUAUGUCUGUGGCAAAAAAGUUCAACUGAAUGAUUUAAGAUUAUUGUGAAACAAAUUAACAGUAAAUUCAAAUUCAAAAUAGAUUAGAUGCUAUAUUUUUUAGUUUAUACUACAAUCAUUACAGAUCUAGCUGGACUAAACAGCUAUACAACUGAAACAAAAGUUUCAAUUGUAUACCUGAAUCAGUCAUUUGUAUGUGAAUUGUUUUUCCAAUCCUAGCUGUGUUCAGGCUAUGUGCUUGUUUCUGUUUGGGCUGUGUGUCUGACUACCUAGGCUGUGUAUAUACAUAACUUCCUUUGAAAUAGAGGUGAAAUAACAUGGGAUAGACCUUGUGAACACCACUAGCUACAGUUGCUAGUAGGUUUCAAUGCCACUAUACUGUUUCACAUUUAAUUCAGACCAAUCAAAUAGAAAAAUAUAGUCCUCAUAGUCUCUCAAAUAUUUGGUUAUUGAAUGGUUUAAACAUUUAUGCUCAAACUCCCAGAAUGAGUGUAGGCAUUUUACAGGCUGGCACAAUCUCAAAUAAGAGGAACACAGUAAGGGGGCAGCUAGAUAUCAUUGGGCUGUUGGGUAUUCUACAGUGCUAGCAAGUCGGUGUCUUCAGGUUCAGAUCUCUCGAAGGAAGCCGGUUUUAUUCUGUAAUUUAAUAUUGGCUAGUUCUUAAAAGUAUACUACGUAUAAACAUACACCUUUCUAACUUGGUCGGUAGUAGCAACUCCAGACUCUAAACACUUCCCAAUCACUUUGACUGGAAAACUCUCCCCUAUUGGGGAGCCCAGUCCAUGUCCAGUACAAUACUGUAUAAAUAAAUAUGCCUUAGAAUCACAGAAUGAGAUACUGUAUUACCAAUAACAAUGUAACUCGACAUUGUUAAUACAUAUCAGAGGUCCUGCAUAAGUUCAAGAUGGCAUUGAUGGUUCAUAUAGAAAUCAAAGGUGAUAUUUUAGUAUUUAAUUUUAUAUGUGGUGAUAAUUAAGGCACUUCUUUAAACCAAAGUUAUAAUUUUAAGUCCAGUUUUUUUUAUAUAAUUUGAAUGGUGGUGGUGUUGUAUAAAUAUGUUGCACAUGUGGUAGCUCACAUGAGAGAGCAAUAAUGUUCCAUGUGUUAGGCUAACCAUAAUGCAUCAUUUGUUAUAACAUAUUUGUAAGUGAUAUGGAACAACACCUGAAACACAUUAAGUACUGUACAGUGUUAUGACAUCUGUUAUAAGAUGAUAAUGCCAAGGCUUACACAGACCACAAAUACCAUUUAAGAAAAUUCCUUUGGCUUUAAAUAUUUUGUCAAAUAAACAGCCAUGAAUUUAAAACAUAUUUCUAAAAUGAAAUUACAGUAUUUGGCAUGAAUUUGUUAAAGCAGGUGGUCUGUUUAUUGAGGAUGAGUGUACGUUAUGAUGAAUGUCAUUACUCUUGUGGUAUGUUUCCUGGGCACCAGGUUUAUUGUGCCCAUAUAAACAUUGUUGUGCUCAAGGGCUUAUUCUGCUUGUGGUCGUAUCUUCUAAUUUUGCAUCUUAAUUCUCAAUUGAUUUUUUAACCAAGUAUGAUAACAUCCAAGCCUGUGAUAACUUUCAUGUUUGAUAGUGGCAAAAUACUAAUUUAAUUGGAGGUCUAAUUAUUUGUAAGUGCAAAGUUGUGGUCAGUAUUGGAGGGUCGAUCCAACUUCUGCCACAUAACAGUGGAGGCCAAAACCGUUGGCAGUUUCAAGGUGUAGUAUGACAGAAAAUUGGGAAAACAGGACGCCACGAGUGUAGCUCUCAUCCUGUAACUAUACGUGCGUAACUACCAAAUGGAAUCUUUGCUCAUGUAAGGCUGCCAUGUUGUGAGAAAGCCUUAAGUAAUCACAACCAAGCCAUAGAUAAUUUGAAACUGUUGUAUUCCUUGAUACUCAAAUUGUUGGUAUGUGAUAAAAGUACUAAAGAAUACUUUGUUUAUUGUAUGAGAGACAAGUUAAUUGUCACUUGUAGAUUUACUGCAGAGCAAGGGCAAGAUAACCAUUUCCAUCUCUUUGGCAAAGAUCAAAUACAAGUUACUUAGUAUUGUUUUGUUAUUACAUGUACAUAUGAAAUGAUGUAGGUAUGUGGCAAGGUGGAAGGUCAGCAAAAAGUCAGGCCAGAUCCAAAAGGCUGUUUGUAGACGGUCAUAUGUUAAAAAUACGUCUGGGCAUCAUGUGAUGAUCACAGUGAUGGCAUACACCCGGGCAUCAUGUGAUGACUACAGUGAUGUCAUACCCUACGGGCAUCAUGUGAUGACUACAGUGAUGUCAUACCCUACGGGCAUCAUGUGAUGACCACAGUGAUGACAUACACCCGGGCAUCAUGUGAAGACCUCGGGAACAGCAUCCAUGUGCAGGCCACAGUGAUGGCAUGUGCCAUAGUCUGCCCCAUAAUACCAUCAUAUUGUGUGUUGCUGUUUCACCUAGGCUAGGACUUAUGUCCUAUGGGUAGUUUCACUUGGUUGUCCUAUGGAAUUAUAAUUCUAGCUUGCUGACAAAGGCCCUGGGAAAAUAUCCCCAUCCCCCCCCCCC
Messenger RNA from Procambarus clarkii (red swamp crayfish), 6127 nucleotides. Its product is annotated as glycosylated lysosomal membrane protein B. Gene Ontology annotation, cellular component: lysosome. The record is from RefSeq and is a predicted model, not a curated record. NCBI's taxonomy places the organism in Eukaryota, Metazoa, Arthropoda, Malacostraca, Decapoda, Cambaridae.